Messenger RNA from Talaromyces amestolkiae, 3249 nucleotides. RefSeq lists its product as uncharacterized. The record is from RefSeq and is a predicted model, not a curated record. The transcript is spliced from 11 exons. Gene Ontology annotation, cellular component: mitochondrial envelope. Gene Ontology annotation, biological process: tetrahydrofolate biosynthetic process. Bases 1 to 3249 code for a protein of 1082 amino acids. NCBI's taxonomy places the organism in Eukaryota, Fungi, Ascomycota, Eurotiomycetes, Eurotiales, Trichocomaceae. Gene Ontology annotation, molecular function: hydrolase activity; dihydropteroate synthase activity; 2-amino-4-hydroxy-6-hydroxymethyldihydropteridine diphosphokinase activity.
AUGUCACGCGAUAAUACAAGGGCGCACUUGCGUACCGUAAUUGGUAUCGACGUGGGAGGCACAAACACAGAUGCCGUCUUGAUAGAUGCGGAAGCAGCUCGUGCAGAUCCUGAGUCGAGUGUACUAGCCAGCUGCAAGACGCCUACAACACGCCAUGUUGGUGAGGGCAUUGCUAUUGCUCUACAGAAGGUUUUGGAGCAGCAGAUUGGAGACGCUCGCCAGGCAAUUGUCGAUAGUCUGGUCAGGAUUAACAUUGGCACUACGCAAUUCCUAAACGCUGUCAUCGAACGGGACUCAGAAAAGCUGUCGCGUGUUGCGCUUCUACGUCUCUGUGGGCCGUACACUCGCGAAUUGCCAGGCUUUGCUGGGAUUCCGCGCGAACUGCGAGGCAUCAUCGAGGGGCUUACGGUGUACCUCUCUGGUGGUCUGGAAUACAACGGUAGGCUAAUUGCACCGAUUGAUGAAGACGAAAUCCGGCAGGUAGCAACCGACUUGCGAGCCCGGAAGCUGUUUAACAUUGCCGUUGUUGGCGUCCAUACGUCAAUUGACUUUGUAAAUCGACAAGAAGAAACGGUGCAGCGAAUCCUCAGAGAAGAACUGGGCGACUCUGCAGUUAUAACGCUGUCUCGCGACAUCGCAGGUCUCGGGUUACUAGAGAGGGAAAAUGCUACCGUUAUCAACGCAGCCUUGAGACCAUUGGCAGAGACUACCGUCACUGAUCUGAGACAAUCACUCUCCUCACUUGGCAUUCGAGCACCUGUGUUUUUCACCCAGAACAACGGCACCCUCAUUUCGGCUUCUGAAGCUAAGCGACUCCCUAUACUAACCUACUUAUCCGGGCCGAUCAAUUCAUUGACGGGAGCAGCUUUUCUGUCUCAAAAGGAAGGUCCAUUUGACAAGGAUGUUAUUGUUGUUGACGUUGGGGGCACGACCACCGAUACCUGUGUUCUUCAACCCACAGGUCUACCACGACCCGCUGCUGCUUUUUCUUCGCUCUCUGGAGCACGCACCAAUUUCUCAGUUCCGGAUCUUCGAAGUAUUGGUCUAGGAGGCGGAUCUCUGGUUCAUGUUGAUCAAGAAACGGGGAAUGUCACUGUUGGUCCGGACUCUGUGGGCUAUGAACUCGAAUCGAGAUCGCAAAUAUUUGGUGGCCCUGAUUUGACCGUCACUGACGUGGUUUCUACCACUGAGAGGGGGUCUUCGAUCUUGGAACACUUGACAAAGGAAUCCUCAGAAGGAUCCAUCGAAGUUGUUUCAGAUGUAUUAGACAAGGUUGAAGAGGAAAUCGCCAGGUUACUAGCAACAGUGAUUGAUGAAGUGAAAACAGAAGCAGGACUAGUUGAUAUAAUCCUCGUCGGUGGAGGAAUAUAUCUCGUUCCAGAAAACAUCCGUGGCGUGUCAAAAAUUCUUAGACCCAGAUAUGGACAUGUUGCAAAUGCGGUCGGUGCUGCCAUGGCACGAGUAUCGCACAAAAUUGACCGAAUAGUCUCCAUUCCACAAACAUCAUCAGAGGCACAGGAACUAUCACGGCAAUGUCAGCGCACCUUGGAAGAGGCAUCAUACAAGGAAAAACAAGAGGGCAAGGCUCCAGAUUCAGUGCGAAUCGAGUUCCAGAAUGAGAACCUUCGUGUCACCGGCCAAGAAAAGACUCUGGCUGUUGUCCCUGAUCUCAUCACGGUCCUAGAUAGCGAGACUGGCAGUGCAGUAGGCACACAGGAUUACCGUUAUGGACUGCAUGUUUCGGUGAUUGUUCUCGUAGCGUCGCCCCAGUGGUCUGAAGAAGAAGGCCUCAAAAUUGGUGGUCCAGCCGCGUUCCAGCUGAAUGACGACUACAUCGCAGUUGCUCAGUACAAACCUGUUCAGUCUGUUAUAUUUGAGACGAUGGCAACACAAGCUAGUAACAGCAACGGCAAUGGCGGCAACGUCCACAAAGCAUACAUUGCUCUGGGUAGCAAUAUAGGUAUCAAAGUCAAAAGAACAAGUUCGCUAUUUGAGACGGCGCCGAUGUAUGUUCUUGAUCAAGAGCCGUUCUUGAAUGCGGCUUGUGAGGUCGAAACAAACCUCGGCCCUAUAGAGCUGCUGGAUGCCCUGCAAGCGAUUGAAAACGGUCUUGGAAGACAGAAGCUCAUUGACAAGGGUCCACGAAAUAUUGAUCUUGAUAUUUUGCUAUAUAACGACGAGAAAGUGUCUCAUCCUCGAUUGAAUAUACCGCACAAAUUGAUGCUGGAAAGGGAGUUUGUCCUACGGCCGCUCUGCCAAUUGAUACCGCAUGAGCGAGUCCCCUUGCCAGGCACAAACCUCACAUACAUCUCCGCCCUCCGCUCCCUUCCCCCCUCCGAAACAGUCCCCAUCGUCACAAGCCCCUUAUCACCACACAUUCCACCCCUGACCCCAUCCAACCCAGCAAAAAACACCCACGUCAUGGCCAUCCUCAACGUGACCCCGGACUCCUUUUCAGAUGGCGGGAAACAUUUCCAUUCCGCCCAAAACUUCAACGCCGAGCAACUGACCUCCACAAUUCGCGAAUUCCUCGCAAGUGGCGCAACAAUCAUUGACGUCGGUGGCGAAAGCACCCGUCCUAAUGCGACCCAACUCACCCCGGAAGAAGAACUAUCCCGUGUGAUCCCUGUAAUUCGACAUAUUCGUUCCCUUCCCGAGGCAGCGAAUGUCGCCAUCAGCAUCGACACAUAUCGCGCGCGCGUCGCGGCAGAGGCAUGCGCGGCGGGCGCGGAUAUUAUCAACGAUGUAUCCGCGGGCACGCUGGACGCGAAUAUGUUAUCCACCAUGGCUGCCACAGGCAAAUCAGUGAUAUUGAUGCACAUGCGCGGCACGCCAGCGACAAUGAACAAACUGACCGCAUACCCGAACGGCGUUAUUAGAGACGUCGGCACAGAGCUUCUCACUCAAAUCCGUGCUGCUGAAGAAGCAGGGAUCCCGCGCUGGCGCAUGAUUCUCGAUCCAGGACUGGGGUUCGCGAAACUCAAGGAUCAGAAUGUCGAGUUGUUACGCAAUCUGACCGAUCUGACGCACGGAAUUGAAGGGCUGGAGAAUUUCCCCUGGCUGAUUGGCACAAGUCGCAAGGCGUAUAUUGGACACAUUACGGGGGUUGAGAAGGCGAGUGAGAGGGUUUGGGGUACGGCGGCGGCUGUGACGGCGAGUGUGCAGCAGGGGGCAGAUAUUGUGAGGGUGCAUGAUGUUAGGGAGAUGGGGCAGGUGGUUAAGAUGGCUGAUGCUAUUUACCGUUACUGA